Molecule: messenger RNA, 1401 nt
Organism: Volvox carteri f. nagariensis
Lineage: Eukaryota; Viridiplantae; Chlorophyta; Chlorophyceae; Chlamydomonadales; Volvocaceae
Exons: 10
Coding region: 1-1401 (466 amino acids)
Biological process (GO): intracellular signal transduction; peptidyl-serine phosphorylation; protein autophosphorylation
Cellular component (GO): nucleus; cytoplasm
Molecular function (GO): calcium-dependent protein serine/threonine kinase activity; calmodulin binding; calcium/calmodulin-dependent protein kinase activity
Source: RefSeq, a predicted model, not a curated record
AUGGGCUGUGGCGCUGAUGCCGACCAGGCUCCGGCCGUCCCGGCCCCCAGCGCACCCACUGCCACUGCUGGGCCCUCAGAGACGGUGCAAUGGGUGAUCCGUCCUGGGCCCCCGGUGGAGAGCGCCUACGUGCUUGGGGACGUGCUAGGGAAGGGCAGCUUCGGAGUGGUCCGCGCCGCAACUCACAUUGCCAGCGGGGCCAAGGUCGCCGUGAAAACCAUUCGGAAGUCGUUGCUGGCCGCCGACGACGUGAGUGCGCUGCGCCGCGAAGUGGAGAUCUUGCAUCACCUGUCUGGUCACCCGCACAUCUCCCAGCUGCUUGGCGUGUAUGAGGAGCCUAGCCAGCUGCAUCUGGUGCUGGAGCUUUACCAGGGAGGGGACCUCUUUGACGCCAUCAUCUCAGUCGGUCGCCACAGCGAGCGGGCCGCGGCGGACGUGUUGCGUACCGUGCUCACAGCCAUCUCCUACUGCCACGCCAUGGGGGUGGCACACCGGGACAUCAAGCCGGAGAACUUCAUGUUGACCGCUCCGUUGCAUCCUCUGUUGAAGCUCAUCGACUUUGGGCUGUCAGUGUUCUGCACCGACUCUCAGCCUCUGACCGACACCGUGGGUACCUCGUACUACGUGGCGCCGGAGGUGCUGGCUCGGAGCUACAGCCGGUCGGCGGAUGUGUGGUCCGCGGGGGUCAUACUGCACAUCCUGCUGACCGGCUAUGCGCCCUUCGACGGGCGAAAUGAUCAGGAAAUCCUGCGGUCGGUGCAGGCGGGCAAACUGGAUCUGACCACGGACCCCAUUUGGCAGUCCAUCAGCCGCGAGGCCACUGCGGUGCUGACCGCCAUGUUGAACAGAGACCCCGCACAGCGAGCCACGGCAGAUCAGCUGCUUGCCACGCCCUGGCUGGGCCGUACUGCUUCUUCCUGUACGGCAUCUGCAUCACCGCUGCCGGGCGUAGUUUCGGAGCGCAUGCGGCGCUUUGCCCGCAUGAACUCGUUCAAGAAGGAAGCCCGCCGCGUCGUAGCCAGCCUUAUGCGGCCGGAGGAGGUGGCGGGGCUGGUGGCGCAGUUUAAGGCGCUGGACGCAGACGGGGACGGAAAACUCAAUGUGCAGGAGCUGCGGGUGAGUGAGGGCUUGGAGUUGGAGGGGGCUUGGAAGUGGCGGCAGGCGCAGCAGGCGCUGGCCGCUGCUGCCCUGGCGCGACCCGGCAGCCGGGUAGGCACCGGUACGGCAGCCGCUGCCAACACCCCCCUGGCGGCGGCGUUCGCACACUUUGACGCGGAUGGUUCGGGCUUCAUCACCCCGGACGAGCUCCGGUCGGCGCUGGCGGCACACCACCCGGAGAGCCAGGGCCCGGAUAUCGGGGUAGGGCCUGGGGUGUGCGUGUCACGGUCUUCAGGGUUUUAG